Messenger RNA from Scaptodrosophila lebanonensis, 661 nucleotides. RefSeq names its product adenylate kinase isoenzyme 6 homolog (gene Ak6). The coding region runs from base 60 to 587 and encodes 175 amino acids. The transcript is spliced from 3 exons. Gene Ontology annotation, cellular component: cytoplasm; nucleus. The record is from RefSeq and is a predicted model, not a curated record. NCBI's taxonomy places the organism in Eukaryota, Metazoa, Arthropoda, Insecta, Diptera, Drosophilidae. Gene Ontology annotation, molecular function: ATP hydrolysis activity; AMP kinase activity; ATP binding.
AGCCCUCGUCGGGCAGAACAGCUGGCGCACGUUUUCCUUUUUACAUUUAAACCGUAGCAAUGUCGGAGCGGAGUCUUGAGUCCAAGCCAAAUAUUUUAAUUACCGGCACACCUGGUGCUGGUAAAUCAUAUUUGUGCGAGCGAUUAUCUACGCAUUUAAAAUUUAAUUGGCUGGAUUGCUCCAAAAUAGCAAAGGAUCACAAUUUUAUUGAAGAAUUUGAUGCGGAAUAUGAGUGCCCCAUUCUUGAUGAGGAAAAGCUUAUGGACCAUCUGGAACCGCUGAUGGCCGAAGGCGGAAACAUUGUGGAAUAUCACGGUUGUGAUUUCUUUCCCGAGCGCUGGUUUCAGGCCGUUUUCGUUGUGACCUGCCCCAAUAAAACGCUCUACGAUAGAUUGAAAGGCCGUGGGUACAAUGCAAAGAAGCUUGAGUCCAAUAUUCAGUGUGAGAUUUUUGGAACAAUUCUGGAAGAAGCGCGCGACUCCUAUAAGGCAGAUAUUGUAUACGAACUUUACGGCGAAACAAAAGCUGAUGCCGAUAAAAGUCUGAAAAUCGUUAAAAAUUGGUACAGCAUGUGGAAACGAAAAUAAAAUAUCUGAGUACAUACAUACAUACAUACAUACAAAUACAUAUAUAUGUACGAUGUAAUGAGAAUGUGAAACAA